AUGAAAAGUUUGUUUACAGUUUGGUGUCCUUGUCCCCAUCCUCUCUGGGCCCCCCUCUCCACUCAUCCUCAUUCCCCUCUGGUCCCCCCUUUCUCCUCCUCAGACCUGCACCUGGCAGCAGAGCUGGGUAAAACUCUUCUGGAACGCAACAAGGAGCUGGAGGACUCUCUGCAGCAAAUGUACGGCAACAACGAGGAGCAAGUGCAAGAGAUCGAGUACUUGUCGAAGCAGCUGGAGAUGUUGCGCGACAUGAACGAGCAGCAUGCCAAAGUGUACGAGCAGCUGGACGUGACCGCGCGAGAGCUGGAGAUCACCAACGAGAAACUGGUGCUGGAGAGCAAGGCCUCGCAGCAGAAGAUCGACAGGCUGACAUGCAACAUGGAGACUCUGCAGGCCCAGGUGGAGAGUCUGAGUGCUCGGCUGGAGGAGUUACGUACGCUGGAGGAGCUGCGAGUGCACAGGGAGAAGAAGGAGCGACGCAAGACCCUCCACUCCUUCCCCUGCCUCAAAGAGCUCUGCACCGCGCCACGGUACGAGGACGGCUUCUUGCUGGCCAACCCCGGCAGUGUGGAUCUGGCCGACAAGCGCCCUCUGGACGAGGAGAACGAGCGCCUCAGAGAUGUGGUGGCGUCUCUGCGCACUGCCAUGUCCACAGAGCGAUGCAAACGUGAGAGCGCAGAGCGCGAGUGCACCAGUGUGCUGCAGGAGUACGAGCGUCUGGAACAGCGCCUCCUGGGGGCUGAGGGCUGUCAUCUCCGUGUGCAAGAGCUGGAGGCAGAGCUGCAGGAGAUGCAAGAACUCAGGAAGUCCCGCCCCUGUCUCCUCUCCGCAGAGGAUGGCCUGGAGAGCCUUCUCAACAGCACCCCUGAGACUGACACCCCAGAGGGGAGCAUGGGGCAAGAGGAGGGAGGCCAGGGCACGACUGGAGAGCAGGGCGUCCCAGUGCGGAAGAGCUGCAGUGACACAGCUCUGAACGCCAUGUCAAGCCGUGACAACUCGGGCCGCAGGCAGGGCAGCUACGCCAUGCAUGCCAAUGGGGUGCGCAAGCGUGGCAUGUCCAUCUUGCGCGAGGUGGACGAGCAAUACCACGCACUGCUGGAGAAAUACGAGGAGCUGCUUGGCAAGUGCCGGCGCCACGAGGAGAGCCUGUGCCACGCCGAAGUGCAGACAUCCAGGCCCGUGUCUAGAGACCCCUCCAUCAAAGACUACAGCCUGGUCAGCGCCCCGGGACCCUCCAGCAGAGACACCUACAGCUCAACCGCCCCAGGACCCUCUUCUUCGACCGAACCACAGACCCCCUCCACCCCUGAGGCGCUGGAGGGUAUUAGCCGCCAGGUGGAGCAGGUGGACAAGCGCCUGAGCCAGAACACGCCGGAGUACAAGGCGCUCUUCAAAGAGAUCUUCUCCCGCCUCCAAAAGACUAAGAGCAACAUCAAUGCCACCAAGGGCGAGCGGCGGGGCAAGAGGAAGGGACGCAAGUGA
This is a messenger RNA of Knipowitschia caucasica, 1482 nucleotides long. NCBI's taxonomy places the organism in Eukaryota, Metazoa, Chordata, Actinopteri, Gobiiformes, Gobiidae. The record is from the annotation of a GenBank genome assembly.